Molecule: messenger RNA, 4374 nt
Organism: Symsagittifera roscoffensis
Lineage: Eukaryota; Metazoa; Xenacoelomorpha; Acoela; Convolutidae
Product: cyclin-dependent kinase 18-like
Exons: 12
Coding region: 1456-3741 (761 amino acids)
Biological process (GO): protein phosphorylation
Cellular component (GO): nucleus; cytoplasm
Molecular function (GO): cyclin-dependent protein serine/threonine kinase activity; ATP binding
Source: RefSeq, a predicted model, not a curated record
UUUGUAUGUUUUCGUUGGACCAUUUUUUACAAGUUCGUUCAGUUUAUCUCCAAUCUUUUCCAUCAGUUUAUUUUGUGAACACAAUCGUCAAGUAGAUUACGGUAAAGGGGUUCAUUUUCCGGUCUUUUCUUUUUUCAGUCUACAAAUCUAACCAGCAACCAAAUCAAUGAGACCAUUUUUACCCUUCCUGUUUUCAUUGUCGCGAUAAUUCGUUGCCUUGGGGACCCCAAUUUUUCCUUCUUUUUAUUAGUUCCCGUCUGUCUGCUAACGCCUUUCCAAUAUUAUUGUGCGACAACGAGAAAAUUGGUCAUUGUUCCCCGAAGUAUCAUUUCUUUUUAUUAAAAACAUUUAUCUGAUUCCAUUAUCAUCGCUCAUCAUUAUCAGCUUUUUCGCUUGCUAUGACUAAAAGCCUUAAUGGAUCUCAUCUGUUAACGAAAUAAGUGCUAUGAUUUCAUCGCACAAUUGAACCUUUGUGUUAUUUUCAUAUUCUAGAAAUUAAUCAUUAUUCUUAUUAAGAAUCAACCAUCUAAUUCAUUAUCUGAGAGAAUUGAGAACGCCUCUGCAUUAAAUCAUGACCUUCUUUGCUUCAGUUUUCUUCAUAUCUAGCUUAGGACAAUGAAAUGUGUUUAUAUAAUAGAUAGAUUCAUAGCCAUAUUGGUUUCGUAGUAUUGUUAUUGUCCAAUCUUCAAACCCUUAGCCUUAAAAGGGUAGUUAUAAUUUCAUUAUAAUGCACUUUUUAUUCAGCAACCCUAACAACAACGGCAUAAUACUUCCGAAUUGGUAGCCUUACCCAAAAUUUUUCUGUCCUUCAUAAUUACCCAUUUGCAGUGUUCUGACAUAUUGAUUUGAAAGGUAGCAUUGAAGUUUCUCAAAACGCCGUGGGGGCAUUGAAUUUUUGAUGUUACUUGCGCUGAAGUGUCCUUAAUACUGAGACUGAAAUUUACGCUGUUAUACUUUCAACAUUUUGAUUAUUUCCACAAUGAAACAAGUUUUCUAAAUUUCAUUGCCGAAAUUAUCCUACAAAAAUCUCAAUUAGUAGCGGUCAUAGUCGUUGAGAAAAACAACAAAAUUGUUGCGAUAUUAGUUUAUUAUAUAGGCAUAUGAUUAUAUAUUGCGUGAUUUUGGAUUUGGCCAAUGCAUCAAUCCUAGCAACGCUGUUUGAACGCCAGUACUUUGCUCACUGUUGUUCUGGUUUGACCCUAUGACAUUGAACUCGACACACCGACUCAAGAGUGUUUCAGGGUCGACAAACUUAUCUUCCGAAAUUCACCUUUCUCUGAUCCAUUGUGACUUUAUAUUGAUUUAAAACAUUAGCGCAUUUAUCAAAGUUGACAUAGUUUAUUUCAUCUAUAUCAGUUAGAACAUUAAUACCUGCAGCGCAAACUUGGUUAACUAUCGUUGAACUUCGGUUGGAUACUUUUUCUUUUCUUGGAGUUUUUCAAAAUCAGACGAAAAAUGGCAGCCAUAGAGAACUUUGCAAAGAAGUUCAAAAGACGUCUUUCCUUCACCUUUCACUCCAAAGAUGACCCCAAUUUGAGUUCUAUAGCUGAAAACUGGACCAUAAGCGAACCAGAUGGAUCCUGCUAUUCCAUGAAUACAACAUAUGACCCCCCGAGCAGGACGGGCGGCGCAGAACAGUGGAAUGAGAAUGGACUCAAGUGUGAUAAGAGGGCGGAGUUUUACGGGAGGCAAAGCUCGAACAGUUUCCAUGGAACCAUUGAGGAAACGAUCACUGAAGAUUCGAACGGUGCUCUGAAAGCAAGCAAAAGUUGCUACAACGGAUCUUCUCAAAACUACAAUACUAGACAUAGCACACCUUCAAAGUCACGCUCGGCGACCCAAUUUGAGCCCCAAAUAGACCUUGGCAGACUUGCAAGCUCAGAUCAGCAAACUGUCAAAACAAACAAAAAUAGCCUCAUUUCAGAACAGAUCGCGACUGCUAACCAACAUCAUAAAUUACAAAAACAGACAGAAAACAAUAGAAUAAUAGUGACUAAUGUCAUAGCCGCGCCGAAUAAACUGGAACUAAGAAAUGGACAUCAAUCACCGAGUGUGCGAGUCACUUUCGUAGACUCACCACUAGAGAAUUCAGGUGGUUCAAACGACAGUCGGCACUCAAGUUCGGCCGCUUCGUCUGGCUACGGAUCCAGCGAGGGUUGCGGACCGGGCUCGAACUCAAACCCAAUUGGUAGCAACACAAUGGUAGCAAGUUCAAGUGUUGAUCCACAAGACCAAACCAUAGCCCAAUCGGAAUUGCCAGCUGCAGCGGAGAUGAGGGAUUGCAUACCGACUGCUCGGCUCUCGGCGCUCAGAAUCGUGGAUAUCUCGGACCCCUCGACUCCACCGGGAGGUAGUUCGAACUCAAUUGAGCAGAAAUAUUCCCCAGUGAGACUCAGGAACAAUAAAGGAAGCGCUAACCUACUCAGAGAACAUUCGGAUAACGGAAAUUUGCUUGCUCUACCACCGGAUCUGAAUCUGAACAAGCGUCUGUCACUUCCGGCCACGAUGCAGUUGAGUCCCGAAGUGGUGAAGCAGAUGUCCCGCAACACGAACCUGUUCUCCAACCAGCCCAUCAGUCGCCAGUCCAGAAGGGAAUCGCUCCAUGAACUGGGCUUCGGCAGAAUCACCUCCUACGAGAAGUUGGAGAAGCUAGGCGAGGGUACGUAUGCCUCCGUGUUCAAAGGCAGAUCUCUGUUGACGGAGAAUCUAGUGGCCCUGAAAGAGAUCCGACUGGAACACGAGGAGGGAGCUCCCUGUACCGCCAUCAGAGAAGUGUCGCUGCUAAAGAAUCUGAAGCACGCCAACAUAGUCACUCUGCAUGACAUAAUUCACACGGGCGAAGUGCUCACUCUGGUCUUCGAGUAUGUGGACCGUGAUCUGAAGCAGUACAUGGACCAGUGCAAAAACAUCAUCAGUCCUGACAACAUUCGGCUUUUUCUAGUGCAAUUUCUUCGAGGUCUUUCCUUCUGUCACCAACGGCGUAUUCUCCAUCGAGACUUGAAGCCGCAGAACCUCCUCAUAAACGACAGGGGAGAACUGAAGCUGGCAGACUUUGGACUAGCCAGAGCGAAGAGUGUACCCACGAAGACAUACAGCAACGAAGUGGUCACUUUAUGGUACAGACCACCAGAUGUGCUAUUGGGCUCAACUCAUUAUGACUCGUCCAUCGAUAUGUGGGGUGUUGGUUGUAUCCUGUACGAAAUGUGCACUGGUCGGCCUCUCUUCGCCGGAAACAGUGGCAAGGAACAGUUAGAGCUCAUCUUUGAGAGAAUGGGUGUACCUUCACCUGAUGCAGUGGAAGAAUUGCUCUGUAGAGGCGCAGGUGGUGCAUCCUCCGCAGCAGUGACGUCACAGACACAAUUGGAGGAAAUGAGAGCGUCUCUGGAUGUUAGUCUCUACAAGUCCAAACAUGCAAAAACAGGGACUGCAAUCGACAGUGUUUCGUCGCCCGCACUAGAGUUGCGUCAUCAUCUUCCAAGAUUGGACUCGAGUGGCUUCUCCCUCUUCCUCGAGUUCCUCAACCAUAACCCCAAGCAACGCAUAUCCGCCUCACAGGCCCUCAUGAGUCCCUACUUCGCCUGCUAUGGGGGCCACCCUGCAAUCAACGCCCUCCGCAAAGACCAGAGCAUAUUCGCACUGGGACCCCGAGUGGUGUUCAAGCGAGAUGCGGGCGUCAAGAACUGUCACUCUGUCAACCAAUUUCAACCCAAGUCACGUAAACUGAGCCUGCAGCAAUGUUAAACAGUGAGUCUAGAGUGACCUUGAUGGACCUUAUAAGACCGACAGACACGAGAAGUCCAAUUUCGAGUACCCAUGUGACCCCUUUAAAGUCAGCUCAUGAUUACUCAAGAAUUCGCAGUCUCGACAGUUUUGGACUUAUAAGUGACCCGCUCAUGAAAGAAAACUGAGCUGCAUGCCCAGAAUAUAUGAAAGAACAACGGAAGUAUUAAGAUUCAUUUGUCUCGAGGUCUUCCGGAAUUCAAACCCUUUUAUGGAACUUAUUGGUGCUAAUUUUGAUUCGUCCCCGUACACUAGAAAUCCAUGAAGAUUUAAUGACAAAUUGUGGGUUCAAAUAUUUAUGUUUUCAUUCGAAAACGGCAAAGAGGGAAGGUUCUUAGUCUUUCAUAAUGAGAUGUUCUCAUUUCUGAAAAAAAAAGUUCUGUAAAGUAUGCUUGCUACUUGAUGUAUUGGCCCAGUGUUUUAUAGAGAUUACUUGAUUAGAUGUCUAUUAGAUUACAAAUUGUUGCCGUUAAAGUUAUAGAAAUUUUGAGCUGGUUGCAUCAGAACCCACAGUGUAUUUAAAUUAGCACUUCAACUUGUUAUUUAAUGCCGUUGGGAGUUUGUAAAAUUAUUUAAUUAAAUCCUAGUUGAUUA